GCAAGCAAUUCCUCCGAACUCAAUCGGGUCGUAAGGAGCAAUCAACGAGAAGUUGCCGAAACCGUAUACGUGAAGGCAGUCCACUGUCCUCACCAUUACAACGAUGCCAGUGUAUUCUUCCAAAUCCUGCAAAUAUUUGAGUCAGCCAUUGAGCUUUUGGCGGGCCUUGCCACGAUUGUCGUCCGCAUUUCGAUCGAAGGAAGGUUCAAGGCGGUGUUUCAUUCCAUGCGGCAUGAUAAACUCAAACACAACUCGUCGCUUUUUGUAUCACCGGGAUAGAAACUGAUUCAAGUAGAUUGUGUAGUUCAGCGACAAGAUCACAGGCCGCCCUUGAAAGAAACAAUAUUUGCUGUGACGGACAUUCACGUUCUUGGCGUGACAUACUCGUGACCGAAGUGCAUUUUCAGCGCCGAGGCUGUGUCGGUCUAAAGAAUUGAAUCUUACACCGGGAUCUUACUUAUCCGCCAAUCCCACACCACAUCGCCUCACCGUCAAGGGUUUGUAUUUAAGUAUCGCACAGUCGGUGUUCUCAACUUACACGAAACCUCCCGCCUCAAAUAUGUACGUCCCUGGUCUCAGCCCGCUCGGUCAACGACUCUUUCCACGCAAAGGUGGUGGAGGUAAAGGCGGCGGAGGUGGCGGAGGUGGGUCCAAGGGCUCUAGCGGAGGUAGCAGUGGUGCCUCCAGAACACCAGUUUCUGUUUCGGGAAAGUCACCUAAAUCGGGCUCCACCGUCUCAGCAUAUGGUGCUGGAGGUGGAGCCAUUUCAAAGAUACCCUCUGGUCAAGCGUUUGCAGGGCGGAGUGUUGGAGGAGGUUCGAGAGACCAAGUAUACGGAUCAAGAACGUACGGUAGUGGAUACCCUUCGACUUACUCGCCUGUCGGUAGAGGCGUGGGUGGCCUUGGUUUCCCAUUUUACUUCUGGCCUGUCGUUUGGGGCGGAGGCCUUGGGUAUGGAGGCGCGUACUUGUAUAACCAUGAAUUCGGCAACUCCGACAAUCCUGAUCGACCUGGAGGGCCAAUGACUGUUGCACAAAUCAAUUCCAACUCAAUGAACAGCACCUUCCAUGUUCUUUCUGACAAUACUACCGUUGCAGCGCUCAUCACAGCAAUCUCAUCGAAUUGCACCAUCGCUUCCAACUCAUCCACGGCACCAUCAGUGUUGAACUCUUCAGAUCCAUUUGCACCACGUCCGGAACAGGUUGUCCAGUAUUACCGUGCUAGCAGCGUCGCUCUCACCUUGGAGGGAUACAAUGAUACGACAGCACUACAAGAGAAUUCGACAGACCCAGAUGUCCCGAUACCUAGCUGGGUCGACGGUACCUUGCUGGAUUGUCUGAACCAAACGAUCGGAGCUGCGGUACCUCUAGUAGAUGCAGCCACUACCACUGCGCCUGUUACAGCUGGCACAUUGCUGCAUUCACCGGCACUCAGUUUGCUAGUCCUCGUUUGGCUAUCAUGUUUCUUCACGAACUUGUUCUGAUACCUCUACGUUCCUUGUCCCUUGUAUGUAUUUUCUAACUUUACUUCCCAUCUGUGGAUACCCCGCUUCCAUCAUUUCAUUUGCGGCGUACAGUAUGUGACCAUAUACGUUGCCUUUUAGUUGUAGCAUACAGCGUUUGUAGUAGUAUACCAGGAUUUGCUUACUGUCACAGUCUUUAGGCUCUUGCGAAAGAAUCAUGAUGCGCCUAGUCUCCCAAAGGCAGAGACGUAACCCUCAGGA
This is a messenger RNA of Somion occarium, 1723 nucleotides long. Lineage: Eukaryota; Fungi; Basidiomycota; Agaricomycetes; Polyporales; Cerrenaceae. The record is from the annotation of a GenBank genome assembly.